GGGCGUGUCUUCAGGUCGGUCCGCGUGCGGUUACCUGAGAGACGCGCGAGUUUUUGCGCGGCCGCGGAGGCGAGCUCGGCCUCCGAGGAGAACCUGGAGUCGGUCUGCGGCCCGGGUGGCGCCAUGGAGGUGGUGGAGGCCGCCGCGCAGCUGCAGACGCUCAAGUUCGGCAGCUCCGGCCAGGGGUCGACCGCAUCGCCGCCACCUGAGGAGCGCCGGGACACGGAGCAGGCGGAGCGGGCCCCGCCGGCUGGGGAGCAGCUGCCGCCAGCCCCGAGCUCGAAAGCCGGCGGAAGCCCACCGCCGCCGAGCUCGGAGGCCUGCGUCACCGGCCCGGACGCCGCGGAGCCGCCGCCAGUGCUGCAGGCCUCGGACUCCUCGGACUCGGAUUCGGACAGUGAAACAGAUUCAGAUAGCUCAAGCUCCUCCUCUUCUUCGUCUUCUUCUUCAUCUUCCUCCUGUGUGUCACUUCCUCCUGUGUUGUCAGAUGGAGACGAGGAUGUCCAAGUUGAGAAAGAAAAUAAGAAUUUUCCUCUUAAGACAAAAGAUGAAUUGCUUCUUAAUGAACUACCUUCUGUUGAAGAACUCACUGUAAUUCUGCCUGACGACAUUGCACUAAAGCCGCUUGGGAAGGUUUCAAGCAUUGUUGAACAAUUAGUUAUAAUUGAGUCUAUGACUAACAUAUCUCCAGUUAAUGAGGAUACUGUCAUUUUCAAAAGUGAUCGACAAGCAGCAGGAAAGAUAUUUGAGAUAUUUGGACCUGUUGCCCAUCCAUUUUAUGUGUUACGGUUUAAUUCUUCAGAUCACAUUGAGAGUAAAGGUAUCAAAAUAAAGGAUACUAUGUAUUUUGCUCCAUCAAUGAAAGACUUCACUCAAUAUAUAUUCACAGAAAAACUCAAACAGGACAGAGGAUCGGAUGCUUCUUGGAAGAAUGAUCAGGAACCACCUCCAGAAGCCUUGGAUUUCAGUGAUGAUGAGAAAGAAAAAGAAGCCAAACAGAGGAAAAAAUCUCAGAUUCAAGGCCGCAAAAAACUCAAAUCUGAAUUGAAUGAGUCAGGUGAAGAUUUUGGUGAAGUGCAUCAGAAUUGGAAUGCUUAUAGCUCUUCAGAACAUUCAAAAGGAUAUCACAACAGGGAAUUCACAAGAGGCUUUCCGAGGGGUAGAUAUUCUCAAGGAAGCCAUGGCAGACCUCCACCUCAGCAGUACUAUAACUCAGAUCAUAUGGCAUCUCAAGAGAGUUUGGGAUUUCCACCUCAGAGACAAGAUAAUCCUGUCAUGCCCCACUAUCCAUUUCCCCCGCCCAUGUUUGAUAUGCAUAGCUUUCCACUCCCACCCCCACCUCCGCCCCCACCAACUGUAAGCAUGGGGUGGGCUGCACCUAGCAUGGCCUCUCAUCCUGUGAUUAACUUACCAUACUCCCUGCCCCCACCACCCCUUCCUCCACCACCUCCCCCUCCCUCUCCUGGGGAAAGUAACUCUUCUCAUUUUGGACCUUACUAUUAGUUGUAUGCUUGUAUUUCAGAGAAAUAUGGUAAAAAAAUUUUUUAACGUAUGUUAUGGAACUAGAUUAUUUUUAAAAAAACAUUGUAAAAUUCUAAAUCAAAUGACUCAGUUGUGAGUUCAUAUAUAUUUGUAAUCUUUGUGAAAUGGUAUUCAUAGGGACACUUCAUCUCAUUCUUAGGAAACUUCAGGUCAUGUAAUAUUUAAGUGAAAUAUUGCCUCAUGUCCUCCACUACCCACAGCCUGUAAACAAGAUGAAUAGUGUCGGUUAUGACGCAGGGUUCAUCACAGCCUCUAAUACAGUGAACACUGAUGGAAAAGUUGACACUUUUGGAAUUGAUUAUAAUUGCAGGAAUUCUUUAAACUUAAUUUCCUUAAGCAAGUUAGGAGUGUGAAGGACAAAGACAUUAUUGGCUGAAGCUCUCGCGAGCUGGUUAGUAUUAACUAUGUAUUGACAGACGUGUGUUGUCUAUGUAGCUGUCUGUUAUUUAGAAAGCUUUACUGUUCUGCUGCUUACAUUAAGGCAUGUGUUGGUGUAUAUGUAUAUUCUGUGUCUGUUCCCAGGCUCUGCAGUAUCUGACAUUGGUGGCAUGUGUAAUAAAGGCAUAUUGAAUGAC
Messenger RNA from Mastomys coucha (southern multimammate mouse), 2117 nucleotides. It is a transcript of the gene Naf1, whose product is annotated as nuclear assembly factor 1 ribonucleoprotein. Gene Ontology annotation, biological process: ribosome biogenesis; pseudouridine synthesis; box H/ACA snoRNP assembly. The coding region runs from base 124 to 1503 and encodes 459 amino acids. Gene Ontology annotation, molecular function: RNA binding. NCBI's taxonomy places the organism in Eukaryota, Metazoa, Chordata, Mammalia, Rodentia, Muridae. Gene Ontology annotation, cellular component: sno(s)RNA-containing ribonucleoprotein complex. The transcript is spliced from 8 exons. The record is from RefSeq and is a predicted model, not a curated record.